CCGCAGGCUGCAGAUAGGGAUGAAGUUGCAUGGGAUAUACGGUUUAACUUUUGUAUUAGGUGAUAAAAUAAAGCAACCAAUAUCCAACAACUAAGCGCCUGUAGCUCAGUGGAUAGAGCGUCUGUUUCCUAAGCAGAAGGUCAUAGGUUCGACCCCUAUCUGGCGCGUUUACUUUUUUCACUGUUCAUUUUCCUGGUAGCCUUCUGGUUUUCUUUUGAAAUUUUCAAGAAGUAUGCAUGAGCAGAUGAGCUCUUGGCUCCCCUCAACUAAACUGUAUCUGUAUAGCUCAGAUCAAAAGAUAUUCUACAAUGCAGUACUCUUCACAUGAUCAACCUAAACACAGAUGCCAAAUAGCAACCUAGAGCCAACUUCAAACAACCAACCAUCCUCUUUGGUUUUGAGGACAGCAUGGUGACAUACCCGUUUCCCCAGCCAGCCUAUAUAUCCACACAACUCUCUUCCAACUUUAAUGCUUCAACACUAGUCUCUCUUCCACAUUUGAACAUGUCCAUAGUUGCAGAAGCACCUGGCUUCUUCCAGCUGUUCUCAGAUGGCUCAGUCAAACGCUUCUAUCCAGAAUCAGUCCCUCAUUCCUCGGAAGAAUCAUUGUCGCCAAAUGGGUUCAAGUUCAAGGAUGUUACGAUUGACCCAUCGAAGCCAGUAACUGCUCGGAUAUUCAUCCCAGCUGACCAAGGGUCAAAGCUUAAGCUCCCGGUUCUGGUCUACUUCCAUGGUGGUGGUUUCUGCAUUGGCUCGACCACCUGGUUGGGCUACCACCAUUUCCUUGGAGACUUCUGUGUCAAAUCUCAAAGCAUUAUCGUCUCAGUGGACUAUCGCCUUGCACCAGAAAACCGCCUGCCAAUAGCUUAUGAGGAUUGCUACAGCUCAUUGGAAUGGUUGAAACAGCAAGUCAACUAUGAUUCUGACCCUUGGCUUCGAGCAGCUGACAUAUCGCGGAUCUUCCUAUCUGGAGAUAGUGCUGGAGCCAACAUCACACACCAGGUUGCCAUCAGGGCAUCCAGGAACAAAGAUCGCCAUGUUAGUGUAAAAGGGUUGUUGAUGAUACAUCCUUAUUUUGGAAGUGAGAAGAGGACUGCAAAGGAAAAUUGCGAUGAUGCAGUUGAGGAUGUGAAAAUGAAUGACUUGUUCUGGGGACUAAGCAUACCUGAAGGGUUAACACGUGAUUACUACGGCUGCAACUUUGAGAAGCAACUAGAUGUUUCUGCUGCUGAAUGGAGUGCAUUCCCAGCCGUGACUGUGUAUGUAGCUGGCCUAGAUUUCUUGAAGGAGAGGGGAGUGAUGUACGGAGAGUUCUUGGCAAAGAAAGGAGUUAAGGAGGUGGCAAUAGUGGAAGCCGAGAAUCAGCCACACAUCUACCAUGUGUUUCAACCUGAAUCUGAUGCAACUCGAUUGCUUCAGAGUCAGAUGAGCAAGUUCAUUGAGAGUCAUUAAGCAUUUUCAGAUUGGCUGUCACAGUACGAAGGCAACAUACACAAUAAAAAAGAUAAAAGUAA
Messenger RNA from Linum trigynum, 1514 nucleotides. NCBI's taxonomy places the organism in Eukaryota, Viridiplantae, Streptophyta, Magnoliopsida, Malpighiales, Linaceae. The record is from the annotation of a GenBank genome assembly.